Molecule: messenger RNA, 3816 nt
Organism: Rhipicephalus sanguineus (brown dog tick)
Lineage: Eukaryota; Metazoa; Arthropoda; Arachnida; Ixodida; Ixodidae
Product: lysine-specific histone demethylase 1A
Exons: 1
Coding region: 518-2917 (799 amino acids)
Biological process (GO): regulation of DNA-templated transcription
Cellular component (GO): nucleus
Molecular function (GO): flavin adenine dinucleotide binding; protein binding; oxidoreductase activity
Source: RefSeq, a predicted model, not a curated record
UGAGCGCGCGUUUUGUUGUUCAGUGCCGAUUGCCUCCUGUUUGUGACCUCUACAUCGGUUUUAGUGAAACCUGUACUUUGUCGCUUUUUUUCGUUGAUAGGCCAGGACCAUUCUAGUACACCAUACCAGGACUGUGCCGCUCGCUACGUUUACCGCUCUUGAAUAUUUUUUUUAGUUUUUUCUUUAAUUUUGUGCCGGUGGCGUCCGCGUCCCUUCAGUGUGUCCCCAGUCCCAGCGUCAGCGCGUGCGUUGUUACCGCGUUGCUACCUCUGAAGCAGUUCCAAGCUAAGUUGUUCCGUUACCAUUCCGUACAACGAGAGCGAGUCGAAGAAAAAGCCAACACAGUCGAACUGCGCGUGCCUCAUUUCUGAACAGCGUUGUUCAUCCUGUUGUGUGCUCGCGUGCGCAUCGGCGGGUACCGUUUAUCGGCCGAAGUGCGCGCGACUCGCCCGAACCGUUCAAGUCGGCAAACGCUCGCUAGAAUCACCGGUAGCUACCUGUGCCUGGGCGAAUUGUCAUGAACCCUUCGUGGAACCGGGUUGCCGAAGAGCGCCGUGCGAACGCGGCAUCCACACAGGCAAUGAUCCACGACUCUGCUUCAACCGCAAGAAGCGGCAGUGGUGGUAGUGUCGACAUCGCGGUAGCGGCUGGAGUACCAACCACUCCCGCGUCGAGAGGACCUACCACUGCCGCCGGCAGCAGCGGCAGCGCCGAAGAUCAGGCCCGUAGGAAGCCGCGAAAGAAGCGACGCAGGGUCGACGUCAGGACCGACGGAGACCGCGCCGUCGAUGUCUCCUCAGACCUCCCUGACGCCGCCGCCGAGAGCGACCCGCCCCCCAUGCGAGGACCCGUCGAGAACGAAGUCGAAAACGAAGUCGAGAGCGACCAGGAAGACCUGAGUGGGUUGGAGGGGGCCGCGUUCCAGAGCCGACUUCCCUUCGACAAGAUGACGGCUCAGGAGGCGGCCUGUUUUCCCGACAUUGUGCAGAGCGCGCUGCAGACGCAAAAGAUCUUCCUGCACAUCCGCAACCGGCUGCUCCAGCUGUGGCUCGAGAAUCCCAAGCAGCAACUUGUGUUCGAGAACGCGCUGCCCCAGAUGGAGCCGCCGUAUAACAGCGACGGUCCCCUGGUGCACCGAAUCUUCUCCUACCUGGAGCGCCAGGGACUCAUCAACUUCGGCGUCUACGAGAGAUCCCGGCCGGGGCUUCUCAAGAAGCACGGCAAGGUCAUCGUCAUUGGCGCCGGAAUCUCGGGCCUGGCCGCGGCUCAACAGCUGCAGCAGUUCGGCAUGGAAGUACUCGUUCUGGAAGCCAGGGACCGCGUCGGAGGUCGCAUCGCCACCUUCCGCAAGGGCGGCUACGUAGCCGACCUGGGAGCCAUGGUGGUUACGGGACUCGGAGGCAACCCCAUCACCAUCCUCAGCAAGCAGGUCAAGAUGGAGCUGCACAAGAUCAAGCAGAAGUGCCCGCUCUACGAGUCCAACGGCACCACGGUGCCCAAGGACAAGGAUGAAAUGGUGGAGCGAGAGUUCAACCGCCUCCUCGAGGCCACGUCGUACCUGUCGCACCAGCUGGACUUCAACUACGUCCAGAACAAGCCCGUGUCGCUGGGACAGGCCCUCGAGUGGGUCAUCAAGCUUCAAGAGAAGAGCGUCAAGGAGAAGCAGAUUCAGCACUGGAAGGCCAUCCUAGAGCUGCAGGAGAAGCUCAGGGAAAACCACAUGAAACUCAUCGAAACGCGCGAGCGCGUCGAGGAGCUUAACCGGAUUUACCGAGAGUCGGCCGGGCAGAAGCAGCGCGACGUCACGCAGGAGUUUGUCCACCGGAGCCGCAUCCACGACCUAACGCUCGUGUGCCGUGAGUGGGACCAGCUGCUCGAACAGCAGAGGGAGAUCGAGGACAAGCUCGAGGAACUAGAGUCGUCACCGCCCAGCGACGUCUACCUCUCGUCCCGCGAUCGCCAGGUCCUGGACUGGCACUUCGCGAAUCUCGAGUUCGCCAACGCGACGCCGCUCAACAACCUGUCUCUAAAGCACUGGGACCAGGACGACGACUUCGAGUUCACGGGUAGCCACUUGACCGUCCGCAACGGCUACUCCUGCGUUCCCGUCGCCCUGGCCGAGGGUUUGGACAUUCGCCUCAACACCGCAGUCAAGCACGUCUACCUCUCCGCGACGGGCGUCGAAGUCACGACGACUAAUACGCGCACCAACACGGGCCUGGCCACGUUCAAGGCCGACGCAGUCCUCUGCACCCUGCCGCUCGGAGUGCUCAAGCAGUCGAUACUCAACAAUCCCAACGUGCUCAACACGGUCCAGUUCGUGCCUCCGCUGCCGGAGUGGAAGGCAGCAGCCAUCGCGCGUUUGGGCUUCGGCAACUUGAACAAGGUUGUGUUGUGCUUCGACCGCAUCUUCUGGGACCCGAACUCUAACCUGUUUGGACACGUCGGCAGCACCACCGGAAGUAGGGGCGAGCUGUUCCUCUUCUGGAACCUUUACAAAGCACCCGUGCUCCUCGCUCUGGUUGCGGGCGAGGCGGCGACCAUCAUGGAGAACGUCAGCGACGACGUCAUCAUCGGCCGCUGCAUCGCGGUCCUCAAGGGAAUCUUUGGCAACAACGCCGUGUCCCAGCCCAAGGAGACUGUCGUGACGAGGUGGCGCGCCGACCCGUGGUCCCGCGGUUCGUACUCGUUCGUGGCAACCGGUUCGUCGGGCAACGACUACGACAUCCUGGCGGCUCCUGUCACGCCCAGCUCGAACCACGUGACGCCGGCGCUUCCGCGGCUCUUCUUUGCCGGGGAGCACACCAUUCGGAAUUAUCCCGCAACGGUUCACGGCGCGCUGCUCAGCGGUCUGAGGGAGGCCGGACGUAUUGCCGACCAGUUCCUGGGGUGUCCCUAUGCUCCAAGCUGUAACUGAAGUGGCCUUACUUAAACCUGACCACAAAUGCAUGUUUACUGACACUUAUAAAACUUAACUUUUCUGUACAAUGUAUGCAGGGUAAUGAACCUUGUAACCUGACUGCCUUAGUAGCCUUAAAAAGUAUAUUUCGCAGUGACAUCAGUGAAAGCUUCACUGAAAGGCUUAGCUAAGUAUAGCCAUUUCAUCUAGACUUCAUGUUAUUAUUAUUUGUAAAGUUCAUCAUGAGUUCAUGCCAGUUGUUCAAGCAGUGUUCAUUCUAAUGUACUACAUGUUCCAUCCACUCUUGCAGUCUCACAAAUCCUCUACAAGCGCUAUUGCGCAAGGUGUUCUGAACAUAAUGAAAUUUUUUUGCCGUGGCUUAGGGCGUCACACUGAUUGCUGAAGAAAACAUUGCCCCUUUCUUUUCACCUACAAAAGAACAGCUUACCCAGAAGAAAUGAAACUUUAAUCCAGAGCAUCUUUGUGUCAUCUACUUCAUACUGUCCGAGCUCAUCUCACUCGGGUAAUGCAGCUAAGUGCCUCCAUUAAACUUGGGCGUGAACAGAUUUGAUGCAGAAAUAUUGCUCGUGGAUGUGUGGAGCACUACACUCUCAAUGUACAAAUCAUGCUCUAGUUAUGUGCACUGCCCUUUUGAGUGGUGUGUGAUGGUACAAGUCUGAAAACACUGCUGGGCAGUGCACUGUCACUAAACAUUCACUGCUCCAUUAAUUUUAUGAUUUUUUGUAGGCAUAUUCAGACUUAAGAGGAAGCAGGUGUUACACUAGGAACAACGUCUUGUAAAUUUGUGCUGGCCUGUAAACACUGAUUAAAUUGCCUCUUUUUUUAGAAAGAUUUCUUGGUGCAUGCAUUAAAAGCUUUUCAACGUCCUAUGUAUAUUUGUGAAUCUCUUCUACUGU